Messenger RNA from Diorhabda carinulata, 12497 nucleotides. It is a transcript of the gene chico, whose product is annotated as insulin receptor substrate 1. Gene Ontology annotation, cellular component: plasma membrane; cytosol. The transcript is spliced from 9 exons. Gene Ontology annotation, biological process: insulin receptor signaling pathway. Bases 420 to 3749 code for a protein of 1109 amino acids. The record is from RefSeq and is a predicted model, not a curated record. Lineage: Eukaryota; Metazoa; Arthropoda; Insecta; Coleoptera; Chrysomelidae. Gene Ontology annotation, molecular function: insulin receptor binding; phosphatidylinositol 3-kinase binding.
GUCCGUGGAUGAGAAUUGGUGGGGAGUGCGGAAUUUAUAGACGGGGAAAACGUCAUUUACAGAUCGGCAACGUUGUGCAGACGUCUACAAUUCUACAACAUAGACAAACGACCACAUGAGGGUUGUAUCAUUUUUAAUAUAAAAUUAGUUGUUAUUCAAAAGCUAUCGGCAGUUAUAAGUGUUGAUUUAGUGUUAUAGUUUAAUAUACUAAAUUUGUUAGUGCAGCAACGUUGCGUAAUUCGCGUUAAAACGUGUUUUGACGAAAGUGCGCGUUAUACAUAUUAUCUAGAAAGCAUUGGAUUGUUUGGGGUGUCUGGCGUCGUAAUUUUCUAAAUAAACACCUUUCGAUGACCUAUAUUACGCCAGUGCUCUAGUUUUUCGUGCAAAAAAGUGAACUCUAAUGCCCUUGAAAAUAUGUAAUGAGUGUUUUUAAAAUGUUGAUUAUGUUCUUUAAAAGUAUCGGGCAACAGCAAAUAAGUGGGGGCGAGGUUCUUCGUUGUGGACUUUACAAAAAAUUGAAAACAUUGCGAAAGAAAUGGUUCGUUUUACGUGCAGAGACACCUGAAACGUCAGCUCGUCUGGAAUAUUAUGAUUCGGAAAAGAAAUUUCUCAGCGGUCAGCCUCCCAAAAGAAGCAUAGUAUUGAAAACUUGCUUCAAUAUAAAUAGGAGGAAGGACACUAAAUACAAGCAUGUCAUUGCACUGUAUACAAAGGACGAUUGUUUUUGCGUGGUGUUAGACACUGAGGAAGAAUUAGAGUCAUGGUUGAAGGAACUCUUGUCACUUCAGCAUGGCGAAGAAGAUGCCGAUGGAGAACCGCCAAAACCAACCUACGAACACGUUUGGGACGUGACGAUCGUCAAAAGGGGUUUGGGAUGGACGAGAUCGGGCAAUUAUCGAUUAUGCCUUUCGAGCACCAUGUUGUGUUUGGUAAAUCAAGAUGGCAACAGUAAUUUGGAUGUUAAUUUCAUGUUGUGGCAUAUUAGGAGUUGCGGCAUUUUGAAAAGCUUCUUUUUCCUGGAGCUUGGUAGAUACAGCCCCAUAGGUGCUGGAGAAUUUUGGAUAACCUCAAUCGACAGCGCCAUAACUCAAAAUAUGCACGCCAUCAUUUAUCGUAAUAUGGGACAAAACAGGAGAUUGUUGGAGAUGCGCGUUAGAUCGUCUUCGGCUACGGAAUCUUCGAAACCCGCUGCUAAUGCUCAGCCGGUUACUACGUCGUCUAUAACCAAGGCGACUACAACACCGAUUAUCACAGCUCACAGUCGCGAAAGAUGUGACAGCAUGCCAUCUAGAACGAGCGAAGGUACCCAUUUGCCCCACUGGAAACCGUACCUAGCGCCGUAUCGCUCCUACCUAUCCCGCAGUCCCCCCGUGGCUAGUUCGGUGAGUCCUCCAAGUAUAGGAUGCUCGACGGAUUCGACCGGAUCCACGUAUAGCAUAUCGGACGAAACGACGGAAUUGAUGUGCGUGGAAUGUUCAGAUACCGGAAGAUACAACAACAAUACUCUAACACCGGAAGAAGCCAUAGCCGAAGAAGAUUGCCCCGAAACGUCGCGAAAUUCCACCAAUAACGGAUACGUCGAUAUGGCGUGUCGUAACGAUAUAAACUCCCCAGCUACUAGUGUGAGUAGCAUAGUUUCCGGCACGCCGUCCACCGAUAUCCGUUUCUCCGAUUAUCCCUUGGAGAAGGUCUGCUCGUAUCUGAUUUGCGACGAAGACGACGCCAGACCGGCCAGGGCUUAUUCCUUCGGAUCGAAACCCGAAACUUCCAAAACUAAAAAACACGUGGAUUUAUCAGAUAGUGCUAGAGUUCGAGCGUUCAGUAUGGGUUCUAAUGCUAAAAAAUGGCCUAGCAGGAUUUUGCAUCCCCAUCAUCAUCCGAGUUUGAAAUCCACCAGCGCUCCGCUUUUGAGUAACACGAGGAGUCACAGUUCUCACAGUUCCAGUGAUCGAAUGGACGAUCUGAUGGAGUUGGAUUUCUCCAAAGGUGCCAAUAACGCUUAUGCAGGUCCUAAACCCAAUACAACUGCCAAUAAUGGUUACGUCGAGAUGAAACUCGGUGUGGAGAUAGCGCCGAAACAUCGCGAUGUAUCUCCGUACGUGGACAUGUCCGGUUCGGCUUAUAUGGAUAUGAGCGGCAGCUCCCCUUCGUUAAGACCCGAACAGGAGUAUAAUUCUUUCGUCGACAUCAGCAGACAAUACAAGUUACCAUCGAACAACAACUACGUCGUCAUGGACGCUAGAAGGAACCGAAUAAAUUCCGCCACGUCACCGACGUCCAAUUCCGAUUACUUCGACAUGUCGAGCGGCGCGAACAAUUCGCGUAGAUCGGAACGCGGAUCUUCGUUUUCUUCUCAACUGUCCAACGCUUCCUCGCCACGCAACAACGAUUACCUUCCGAUGUCGUUCUCCCCCCAGGACAACCCUCGAACUACCCCCGAAGGUUACGUCGAAAUGUCGAUGGGAAAGAAACAUCAACGCCAAGGGAGUUUGGACGGUUGUCAAUCGUCGGGACACAACGACGAUUAUUUAAACAUGUCGGUGGUGCCGAAGAAGAAACCCACGAAAAAUCAAACUUCCCAACCGAUUUCCAUCCUACCGACCGCCGUUCAAACCUCGAAGAAUUCCUCGAUGUCGUUUUUGGGUAGGAAAUCAUCCACCGGUACCCCGCCCAAGAUGCAUUUACCGCUGUCGUCUUGGUCGCCUUCGUCGCUAUAUUCGAGUUUGCCUCGCACAAGGGCUCGAAAGGAUUCCAAAGAUAGUUCGAGUUCGAGCGUAACGACGCCGAGCAGUUCCAGCACCAUAUUUCCGUUGAGUCUCAAUAGUCCGAGUUCGCCUUUGAAGGCGAACAAACCGGAAACGCCAUCUUCGAAAAUAACCGCCUCCAUAUUGAACAUGUACAAAUCGACCAGCAAACCGACGCCGUCCGAAGAUUACGCCGUCAUGGAUUACGAAACUAACCGAAACGAAAAGAAUAAAGAAAAUACGGAUUACGUUAAUUUUUCGCCGGUUUGCGAUAGAUUGGUGAUGAGCAACUCGAUGGAUCCGAAGGAUAAGCUCGAUAGGAACGCGAGGAAGGAACGUUCCUCGGGGGAUUACGCCGUAAUGCAACCGGUCACCGGUAGGGUUAGAGAUCAUUCGGAUAGAAGGGAUAGUUUGGAUACUACUCCUUUGAUAGGACACCUUUCCAUGAUUGGUAUCAAGGAGAGUCAAUCCAUGUGUUUCCAACCUAUCAAGGAAGAUCUCGCUUCGUCUCCGGUUAACGAAGUAUCUAGAAGAACUAGCGAUACCUCGGACUACAUGGAAUUGGGAGUAUCAUCAUCAUCGUCAUCUUCGACGACGAAAAUUUCCCGUCCGAAUUCGGUGAACGGCGAAUCGCGCCUAGUUACGGACAAACCGCGUCCCUCUUCGGUAUCUUUAGACAAUUCGCGUAUGGUGACGUCGCGACCCAGUUCGACCACCAGCGAGCAAUGGUCGUCGUCGUCGACUUUGGUGAAUUCGCGACCGGAAUCCGUGAAUUCCGAUACGAUAAAAGACGUUAAAGAAGAAUCGACGCAAAACAAUCGACUCGUUUACGCUAGUUUAGAUUUAGUUAAACAAGAAGACGAAGAAGAAGAAAACAGGGCCGAAGGUAGCGCCGAACAAUCGACUUUUGUUUACGCCGAAAUCGAUUUCGUCAAAAGUGAAGGUUUAAAACAGAAUAACCAAAGUUUAGGUAGUGCCGCCGGCAACGCUAAAGUUAAACAUUAAAUCGAUCGAUUUUGUGUUCAAUAGAAGAUCGAACGUGUCGAAGGCGCAAUGCAAAUUCGGGUUUUUGAUAAAAAACUUUAUCUCCGGAGGUAUUUUACACCGUAGACGACUUUACAACACGCGUAAAGCAGAAACUAACGAUACGCACUGUAUAUUUUUACCUCAUUUGGACUUGCCGGAUCUGAUAUAUUUUAUUUUGGCACUUUUCGAAUCUGUCAAUUGCCUUUUGGCGGUUUUCCUACUUGUCUACUUUGUUUUUUCUACGAAAAGUUCAAUUCUAAUGAUCGUACUUUGAUUUAUAUCUAGUUCGGUGGUUUUAUUUUGGCACUAAUUGAAUCUACUGAUUUUAUUUUGGCAUUAAAUGAAUCUACUGGUUCCAUUUUACUCGAUAUGACAAUUCCAUUAUGACCUUUUUAUGAUUUUAAUCAAUUUAUCGAAUCUUUGUUUGGAUUUGCCGAAUCUGAUCAUUUUAUUUUGGCACUUUUCGAAUCUGUCAUUUGACUUUUGGCGGUUUUCCUACUUGUCUACUUUGUUUUUUCUACGAAAAGUUCAAUUCUAAUGAUCGUACUUUGAUUUAUAUCUAGUUCGGUGGUUUUAUUUUGGCACUAAUUGAAUCUACUGAUUUUAUUUUGGCAUUAAAUGAAUCUACUGGUUCCAUUUUACUCGAUAUGACAAUUCCAUUAUGACCUUUUUAUGAUUUUAAUCAAUUUAUCGAAUUUUUGUUUGGAUUUGCCGAAUCUGAUCAUUUUAUUUUGGCACUUUUCGAAUCUGUCAAUUGCCUUUUGGCGGUUUUCCUACUUGUCUACUUUGUUUUUUUUUACGAAAAGUUCAAUUCUAAUGAUCAUACUUUGAUUUAUAUCUAGUUCGGUGGUUUUAUUUUGGCACUAAUUGAAUCUACUGAUUUUAUUUUGGCAUUAAAUGAAUCUACUGGUUCCAUUUUACUCGAUAUGACAAUUCCAUUAUGACCUUUUUAUGAUUUUAAUCAAUUUAUCGAAUCUUUGUUUGGAUUUGCCGAAUCUGAUCAUUUUAUUUUGGCACUUUUCGAAUCUGUCAAUUGCCUUUUGGCGGUUUUCCUACUUGUCUACUUUGUUUUUUCUACGAAAAGUUCAAUUCUAAUGAUCGUACUUUGAUUUAUAUCUAGUUCGGUGGUUUUAUUUUGGCACUAAUUGAAUCUACUGAUUUUAUUUUGGCAUUAAAUGAAUCUACUGGUUCCAUUUUACUCGAUAUGACAAUUCCAUUAUGACCUUUUUAUGAUUUUAAUCAAUUUAUCGAAUUUUUGUUUGGAUUUGCCGAAUCUGAUCAUUUUAUUUUGGCACUUUUCGAAUCUGUCAAUUGCCUUUUGGCGGUUUUCCUACUUGUCUACUUUGUUUUUUCUACGAAAAGUUCAAUUCUAAUGAUCGUACUUUGAUUUAUAUCUAGUUCGGUGGUUUUAUUUUGGCACUAAUUGAAUCUACUGAUUUUAUUUUGGCAUUAAAUGAAUCUACUGGUUCCAUUUUACUCGAUAUGACAAUUCCAUUAUGACAUUUUUAUAAUUUUAAUCAAUUUAUUGAAGCUUCAUUUGGAUUUGCCGAAUCUGAUCAUUUUAUUUUGACACUUUUCCAAUCUGUCAAUUGCCUUUUGAUGCUUUUCCUACGUGUCUGCUUUGUUUUUUACGAAAAUUCAAAAUCUGAUUAUCAUACUUUGUUUUAUAUCUAGUUCGGUGGUUUUAUUUCGACCCCGCAACAACUUGAGUUUUAUUUUGGCACUCGAGCAGCAGUCCAAGAUAUCUUGAUAGGAUAUUUUUUCCUUUUUCCGCUGUAAAAUUGUCUGUUGAACACUACUUUCGCUUUAUAAUCACAAAUUUGUCCUAAUAUACACCCAACGAAAAAAAUCGUUAUACUUUUUUGAGGUUAUGUUAUUGUCCAGCAAAAAGUAAAAUGCCUCGAAAUGACAUCAAAUUAUCUAGUUAUAACCAAAAAAAUUGCCUACGAUCACGUUUUGUCGGUUUUUUGUAAAAUCGAAUUUGCAUUGUAUUACGUCAUAUAUAAACUGCUUCUAUUUUAUUUUUUUUAAUUUAAGUAAAAUGUACUGCCAUUUUUUUUUUUCAUCGGUUAAGGCUACUAAAACUAUUUGUUACUAUUUUACCGGCGCCAUUAGAAGAAAAAUGUCGUUUAUUAAAUUUUGACAGUUCACUAGUUGAAUUUUGAAAAUUCCACAAAAAGUUUCGUAUAAUUUUUACUAAUCGAAAAUAUUUCUUAAGACAGGAACACACUGUAUUCAAUUUUUUUUCAAAACCUAUUCAUUAUUAUGCAUUUUGAUUAAACAUACUUUUCAUUUCUUCUUCUUUUCUCUAAACAACACACAUGAUUUUACUUUUAACACGUUUACUGCCGAGGCAAUUUCCAGAAUUUGAUUUGAUCGCAUUAAAUCGUUGAAAAUACUAAUUUUAAUACAAAUUUAUCAUAAAAAUGUUGAAAAACAAAUUAUGUAAAUAAUUAACAGUAACAAAAAGUUUUUAAUUGACAGUUGACGUGUUAAUAUGUAAUGGCAAGUUUUAUAUUUUUUUUUCGGGUCACUAUUAAUGAUUUUUCUUUUUUUUAUAUAUAUAAAACAAAUUUAAAUUACGCAAAUCUUGUAAAUAUAUUUGUAUAUACUCAAAAUUUUUUUGAUAUUUCGAAAUUUUAGGUUAUGUAUUCGGUUAGAGUUGUAUAGCAUCACUCUGUACAUUGGAUUUUAAACGUUUAAGAAUAUUUGUAAAUACAUUUACGUAUUAGUUAAAAAAAAAUUAGGAAGAGGAACGAAUUUUUAUUUCCAUUGUAUAAUAUAUAUACAGGGUGUUCUAUUUCAAAUAGUCAACCUAUCGAUUCAAUUAUUUAUAAAUAUUGUAAUUAACUAAAAUUCCCUGUAAAUAUGUUUGUUGAAUGUUGGAGAAGUUUUUUUUUCGUUUUAAAUUAAUGUACUGGGUGUUUUAUUUGGAAAUUUUGUAAAUAUUUUUGUAUAUAUGCCAAUUUCGAGGAAAAUUAUUUAAACAAAUUCGAUUUUUUUUUUCAAAUAACGUGAUUUUGUAUAUAUAAGUAAAAAAAAGUUCAAAAACAAGAGACAAUUAAUUUUUUUUUCGAUCAAUAACCAAAAUGAAUUAUUCAAAAAGCCAAAGUUAGAAUUAUACAGGGUGAGUCAUGGGUAAUUACAUUUAAAUUAAUAAUUUAACAAAACAAAUUAAUUUUGGGACUCGUUUAUUUCAAAUUUUUUCGUUUUUUUAUUAUUCUAAUAUUUUUAUUUCGAUUAUUUCAAGAAAUUUUAGUUUUUUCAACUUAAUUGAGUCAAUUUUAGCCCUCACCAACUUGUCAUGGAAUGAAUCGGCCAUUUUAUUGUGACUUUUCCGAAUUCUUUUAGUUUUAUUUUCAAAAAAAUUGAAUCUAACGGUUCUAAUUUAUUUUUUAAUACUUUCUAAAAGUUUAUUUUUCAUAUCAAACUUUGUUGGAUCUAUAAAUAUUAUUUUGUCACACUCUAUAUAUCUGACAGUCACAUUUUGACGGUUUUAUUUUGGUUUUUACUCAAUAUGACAAUUCCAUGUCCUUUUUGGGACGUUAAUCAUUUUGUUAAAUCUUCAUUUGGACUUGCUGAAUCUGAUGGUUUUAUUUUGGCACUUGUCGAAUCUAUUGAUUUUAUUUUGACACUUUUUGAAUCUGACAAUAACGUUUUGGUGGUUUUACAACCUGUCCACUUUGUUUAUUUUUUAUAAAACUGAUAUCUAAACCUUUUAUUUUGAUUUAUAUUUAAUUUAGUAGUUUUAUUUAGGCACUAUAGGUUUUAUUUUGUCAUUUAUUGAAUCUAACAGUUAUUUUUUUGGUAAAACCAACUGCUACAGGAGUUAUCGGGACACAAACUUUUGUCUAUUGAAUAAAAAUCAUAUUUUUGACCCUAGAUUGUAAUGAUUUUAGUUUUUGUUUUCCAUUAUAAUAAAAAAAAACAAUUUUCUUUAAUUACAAGUUUAUUUGAAUACUUCAAAUAUUAUUUAAAAUAUUCUGAAACUCGAGAUUUUACUUCGACAGUUGCGGAAUGGAAUUUUCUGUUUUUAUUUCCUUGAACGCUCGUUAAAUCUGAUGGUUUUCUUUUGGAAUUUGCUGAAUCCGGUGAUUUAUCAAAGAAAAAGUGAAUAUACUGGAAAAUAGUGGUCUAAAAAGCUCCUUAUACUAACUUCGAACCAUCUGUAUACCAAAAUAUGUAUUACGGAAGAUCUUUACUAACCCACAAUUGACUAUCAUUGAUCACCACUUCGAACGGGGUGUCUUUGUCCAUCAUAUUUUAUAUUUGUACUUGCAGAAUCUAUUGGUUAGGUUAGGUUAGGUGAUGGGAGACUCAUUGGGUUGUUUUUUUUUGUGGAAUGAGGACAUUUUCAUGUGAGAUGAAAUACAUUUCAGUGUUGGCCCUGAUAUAGGAAAGAUUUUCCUCUACAAAACUGAUUCUGUUGAAUAAAAUCCAUCGCAAAACAUGUUUUUUCUAAUACCGAAUCUACUGGUGUUAGUUUGACAUGAAUCUAAUGUCUUUCAUCGAAUCUAUUGGUCUCACUUUGGUAAUGACAGACUUGUUGGGUUGUUUUUAUGUGGAAUUUCAUUAUUGGCCCCAAUAUAGGAAAUAUUUUCCUCUACACAACUGAUUCUAUUGAAUAAAAUCCAUCGUACAACAUAUUUGUUUGGUAUUUUCCAAUAUUGAAACUAAUUUUAUUAUUUUUUUAAUGAAUCUAAUGACUUGAAUUCAAUCCAGUGGUUUUAUAUUGAUUUUUUUCCCAAAUCAGUCUUAUAUUUUGAAAUCAAUGGGGUCCUGUGGUUUUAUUUUGGCUGGUAUACAGUGCGGAGCAUCUAUUACCUAAUUAAACAUUUUGUCACUACAAUUAUUGACAUAUUAUUUAUGACUCACACGGUAUAUAUUUUCAAAAUAAGAAUAAAAGAAGGAUUUGUAGAAUUUUUUACUAAUGUUUCACUAUAUAUUUAUAUAUAAAAAAGUGGCUAAUAUUUUUUUUAAGGUAAAGCUGGUUGAUUUUUUCUUUGCAUUACAUAAUUAAAAAAAUUUUAUACCGUAUUUUUGUAUAUAUAUAUAUAAACAAGUAGAUGCAAAAAAAUUUAAAAAAAAUAAUAGCAUAAUGUAUUUAUUAUUAUAUUUUAUACUAGAUUAAAUAGGCUGCGACAAAAACUUAAUCUAAUCGCGCCUUUAAUUAAAUAUAAACUUGAUCUAAUACAAUGUGUUCCGAUAUUGACACUUCAUUAUAUAUUAAAAUAUACAAUGUGUCUCAAAAAAUUGAUAUACAAAUCAACAACUUUUUCAUUAUUAAUUUUAGUAAAAAAAUCAUUUUUCAAAAACAACUUCUGUAUAACCUAAAAUCCAAUUAACAGAUUUUACUUUUUCAAAAUUAUAUACCAGGUAUGUUAGAAAAUAUGAAUUUUUUUUAAAGCUUCAAUAGCUUUUAAAUGUUCUGCCCUUUUCAGAAAUAGUGUUUAAAACCACCUCUUUUAGGAGGCUCAAUCAUUUCUAUAAAUUCUUCCUUUGUUAUCUUCUAUUCGUUUCCAUCGUGGUCUUCUUUUUCACUUACUUGUACCAUGAGCUUAAUAUAUUAGUUUUUGUACAUACCUCGUAUAUGAUUGAAGAAAAAUUAUUUCUAAUAGUUGCAUUUUGGGUUUUAGAUGGAAAAAAUUGAAUGAAUUAUGAUUUUUUUCGUUAAAACAAAUGAUAAAGAAGUUAUGCAUUUGUAUGUAUACAAGGAUUUAAAUAUUGAAGUAAUUUUUCGAUAUUAAAUACUUUAAACUCACACACACCACGUUGUUUGCGUUUUUUAACGACAAAAUUGCUAUAUUAAAGUGAUAAACGAUGAUAGAUCAUUUUUUCCAGAGGAGUCUUUGCCUGUCUCAGGUUAUCCCAACAAUCGGUUUUCUUCCAUUUUUAUCCCAUUGUUCGUAGUUGAUACCACGGAAGUAUUCAAGUCCCAUGAAGGACUUGUCUGCCUCCGAUUUAGCGAGCUUAUCAACUAUUUCAUUCCCCCUUCACUCAUGUGUGCCCCGGAAUCUAUUAAAGGGAUGAUAGUCCCUCUCUACAUUGAACUAUGAUACGUAAUCAAUUGAACGAUGAUACAUCAUUUUUAUCAAUAAUAAAUUAUAAAAUAAACGCAAAAAUAAGUAAAAACUUUCAAUAAAUACAAAAUUAUUAACAAUAUAUUGAAUGAUUACACAAAUUUUUUGUUUUUUUGUAUUUGGGACAUUUUUCUUUAUAAACUUUCAAACGUAACCAAUUUUAAAUAUAAAUAUAUCGAAAAGUUACUAAAAUAAAUUCUAAUGCUACCUCUAUAUGGUUCCUCAGAAAGAAAACGUAUUAGCAGGGUGAAGAGUGAACCGCUAUUGAAUAUUUCUCUUUAGAGAAAAAAAAUCUUGUACAGGACGAGUGUUCGACAUCACUUUAUCUAUUACCUCGCCCUGUACAUUAUUCGAGGGUAAGAUGAGGAGUUUUGACCAAAAAAGGCUUAGGAAAGUAGGAAAUGUUGUUGUAGGAUAAAAAGUGCAGAUUUAGUGCUGCGCGUUCCGUUUAUAAAAACUUAUCUCAUCUUAACUCGUAUUAGGAUAAAUACUAUAACUAUUAUUAAUAGUAAGGCAGCUAUUCUGGCCGUUUUUAUAAAAUUAGUGAAUGUAUUUAUAUAAAAAAAAUAUUAUUUUUCCCUUUUUUCUUUUAUGUAAAUAUUAGAGUGAGAAUCUUGAAAAUACUACCUUUUAUAUACAUUGUAGGUAGGCUAUAAGCGAUAUUAAUGUAAUGAUGCUAUUAUGCGGUUUUUGUUUUGGAGUAAAAUCGUUUUUACCAAUUCAAAUAUAUUGAAAACAUACAUAAAGUUAUUAUUCCAUUAUUUACUAAAAAACAAUUUUCGUAAAUAUAAACUGUACUUACAUAUAUUUUGUUCUAUUUUAUAUGAUAUAGAAUAAAAAAUUUUCGUAUUUAUACCGAUUUUUCCACUUAUCUACCGGUUUUUAAUAUAAAUUCAAAAUUUUAACGGUCUUGAUCAAUUUUUCUUCAUAAUAAAUAAAGCUUCUUGUCAAUGUCAAUGUCAACCUGACAUAUGAUCUAAUAUCGAUUUUUGUUCGUUCGAAGAACACCGUAGUGUACUAUGUUCAUUUCAUAUCUAUGAAUACAAUCGAUACAUGGAUAUAUUAUUAAAAUCGAAUCGAUAUUCUCUGUUCACGUUUCAAAUAAAUCGAUAACCAACUAAGUUGUGAUACACAUGCUUGAUUACGAACCUAUUUAAUAGAAAAACCUAAUAACUGCUACAACUGAAAGAUAAUUAAUAAUUUUCGCGUCACGGAACUGAGUUACUAAAAAAUCAGAUCUGAGUUUAUCGUGAAAACCACAUUUUGAAAGUGCACAUUCGCUCGGAAUCAGUUCCGAGAACAAAGCUUAUAACUACACUUAUAUACAGUGUCCUAAAUAAUAAUCAACACAAAGUAGAGGCGUAUAGGUGAGUCCAAAAUUUGACAGUAUCAAAUUAAGAAUCAAAUUUUUUUUUGCAAUCAUUUAACCUGAAAAUAAUAAAUGUAUCACUUUGUAUAAGACUGUUGAGGGUAAAUGAAAGGCGAUUGAAUCACAACGUUCUUAUGUCAGUUGAUUUAAAAAUUAAAUUCUUAAACGUUUUUACAAUAAAUUUUCCAUAAAACUUUCAUUUUCCAAAAAAAAGUCGAAUAAUUUGUUUUCAACAAUAUUAUUUAAAGAACUAAAAACUAGUCGAGCGUAUAUACAUCAAAUUUGAAACAAUACAAUUCAAUUACCAAGACUGUUAAAUUCCGAGGACGAUCUAUUUUCAUUAACCCCGCACAAUCCAAUUUUGUGACAUCACAAAUUACAACAAAUCUCAUCUUGACAACAUCAAUUUCUCAUAUUAUUUUUGAGACUUGAAACUAUUCACAUUAUAUUCACCUUGUAAAAUGAGGUUCACAUUAUUUAUCAAUAUUUUACAUUUCUCUAUAAAGUAAUUUGUGACGUCAGUAGACAUUUGGACAGAUUUGUUUAAAUGAACCGUCCUAUUCGUUGUGGAAAUCCUUGGUUAAUGGUAAUCUUCCGUCUGCGCGUUGAUGGUGCGCGCGCAUAACGCAGUGGCGUACACACAGAAAUUACUGAAGGGAAUAUGCUGUAGAAACAAGAAUAUUACGUAAUUUUUUUUAAAAUAAAUUGUUAUUAGUGGGAAUGAUAACAAAUUUGGUUAUCAACUGUUAUUGAAAGAGUUUAUUUUUAAAUUUCCAGUUGAUAUUUAGUGAUAACCUGAAUCACAAAUCUAUAACAAAGUAUUACUUAAAGUAAACAAAAAGAAACAUUUGAAACUUAACAUAAUAAAACGAUUUUCUCCAGUUUUUUCAAUGUAUCCUAUUUCUUAUGUAUUUAUACCUAGACAUUAAGAGUUUUGAAGAGAUUGUUUUGUUUUUUUUUUUGGUUAUUUUUUUAAUUUAAAGCAUUUUUCCUAUUUAAAAAUUAAAAAUACGAUCUUUUUUUCUUUAAGUAGACUGAUACGUUGUAGGUAAUUUUUGUCUGUAUUUAGACUUAAUUAACUAGACAUUUAAAUAAAUUAUUUUCGUCUGCUCUAAGAAAAUGAUUAAGUAAUUAUAGUAACAAUUUGUUUUCCUCUUAACUUAGUGAAUACCACCAGGAUGUUUCAAAACAAUUGUUGAUAUAUAAGUUUGAUUUUUGCAGGAUUAUGAAAUUAAAUUGAAUUUUCUUAAAACAUAAAAUAAAGUAAAACUAAACCAA